Messenger RNA from Peromyscus maniculatus bairdii (prairie deer mouse), 2064 nucleotides. It is a transcript of the gene Gstz1, whose product is annotated as glutathione S-transferase zeta 1. The record is from RefSeq and is a predicted model, not a curated record. Gene Ontology annotation, biological process: L-phenylalanine catabolic process; glutathione metabolic process. Gene Ontology annotation, molecular function: glutathione transferase activity; maleylacetoacetate isomerase activity. Gene Ontology annotation, cellular component: cytoplasm; mitochondrion. NCBI's taxonomy places the organism in Eukaryota, Metazoa, Chordata, Mammalia, Rodentia, Cricetidae.
AUGGCGGGAGGCGGAGGGACGCUGAAGGACCCAGAGACCCGGGACGGCUCACGAACUACAACUCCCAGCAGCGCCGGGGGCGGGGGCGGGGCCCAGACGACGGCGGGGACCCCAUCUAGUCCGACCCUCGCUCUUUGGACCCCGCUAGGCCUCAGUCAUCUUCCGGUCCCGAGAGCUGACUUUCUUGGCUGGCCGACGUGCGAGAUGCAAGCCGGGAAGCCAGUCCUCUACUCCUAUUUCCGAAGCUCCUGUUCAUGGAGAGUUCGAAUCGCUCUGGCACUGAAAGGCAUCGACUACGAGACGGUGCCCAUCAACCUCGUAAAGGAUGGGGGCCAGCAGUUCUCUGAGGAUUUUCAGACCCUGAAUCCCAUGAAGCAAGUGCCAGCCCUGAAGAUUGAUGGAAUCGUCAUUGGCCAGUCGCUGGCCAUCAUGGAGUACCUGGAAGAGACGCGACCCACCCCACGUCUCCUGCCUCAGGACCCACAGAAAAAAGCCAUCGUGCGCAUGAUCUCCGACCUCAUCGCUAGUGGCAUCCAGCCCCUUCAGAACCUGUCUGUCCUGAAGCAAGUGGGACAGGAGAAGCAGUUGCCUUGGGCCCAGAAGGUUAUCACUUCUGGCUUUAAUGCUCUGGAGCAGAUUCUGCAGAGCACGGCCGGGAAGUACUGUGUGGGAGAUGAGGUGACCAUGGCUGAUGUGUGCCUGGCGCCCCAGGUGGCAAACGCUGAAAGUGGCUGAAGGACCACAGGGCCGGGCGGGACCAGAAGAACCUUACGACUACAGCCUUUUGCUCUUCCUACGGCAAGCUUGGCUUCUGACACUCAAAGGCAAAGGAAGAUCGCAUGCCAGGGAAGGUGCGUGACCUGUUCCAGCUCAGAUUACCUAGGUGACAGCUCCUCACUGGCUACCCUAGGAAGGGCAAGUCCCAGAACUUGGCAAGGUUCAAGACUGAGGUGGUGUGUCUGUGGGGUGGAAAACAAAGUGACCUUUUGUGAUCCAAAUCUGAUAUUUAAUUUCUCCUGCACUGCUGAGGUUAAGCAGGGAACUGAGGUCUGUGUGUCUUGUUUGGGUAGAAGCAUUGUUCUCAACUUUUCUCCAGCUCAAUCCCAGGGUGCUUCCUUCCUUUUUGUGGCUCCCUCUGUUGACUCACCUCUUAGCUGCUCCAGGCUCUUGAGCUCUGGGAUGGCCACUCUUUCUCCCAAGGCAGCUUUUGUCUCGACAAAGCCAGAGAAGUACAGGAAGGUAGAUAUGGCAAUAAGGGAGAUCAGUGGCAUGCCUGGCCUGCCCUCCUACCAUGUGGAACCUUUUCCUAAAUGAGUCUAGAUCUGGAUGAAUGAGAUUUACUUCGUCUCUCCAUAAGAGACUUACAUGGCCAAACACUAAUCUGAACCAGAAACCAUGGAUUGCUCAUUCUUGAUCAAGCCCUGAGCCUGGCCUGGCCCCUUACAUGUAUGCUAAAUUGGAAGAUGUCCUUCCCCUUGGCCCUGUAAUUCAUCUCUGGGGGCCCUAGAAGAUCCUAAAAGAGCAAAUAUUUCCCCCAGAUGUGUACACUUUCUCCAGCAGUCAGACCAGAUGGCUACAAUGCUUAGUAAUAAUUAUGUUUCGAAAACAGAUCUUUUAAAACUACCUACUCUUCCAAUUCAAGUCAUCAAAUUCUUAUAUUCAGGGGCGAGAUGUAUCACCCAACCCAAGACUGUCUUUGUGUGUUUGUACCUCUAUAACAAUAUACCGGAGACUGGACAAAGAAUAGACAUUUGUUUUCUCUCAAUUCUGGAGGACAGGAAGUCCAAAAUGAAGGUGGUUCUCUGUCAGAUGAAGGCUACUGAUUCCUGGAUAGUGCCAUCGAUGCAGUAUCCCUGUAGUAAAAGGGAGAGAGGAACAAGGAACAAAAAGAUCCAAAGUAGUUCCUUCCUGUUUGUUUAAUAAAACACUAAGCCCUGUUUACUAAGGCAGAGCCUUAAUGCCUAAUCAUCUCCUAAAGGCCUCACCUCUCAAUACUAUUGCAUUGGGGAUUAUGUCUCUGUGAAUUUUGGAGUUGUCCUAAACAUUAAACAACAUCAAUGACCA